Priapulus caudatus is the source of this 2772-nucleotide messenger RNA. RefSeq names its product dual oxidase-like. Gene Ontology annotation, biological process: superoxide anion generation; response to oxidative stress; defense response. Gene Ontology annotation, molecular function: superoxide-generating NAD(P)H oxidase activity; heme binding; peroxidase activity. The record is from RefSeq and is a predicted model, not a curated record. Lineage: Eukaryota; Metazoa; Priapulida; Priapulimorpha; Priapulimorphida; Priapulidae. Gene Ontology annotation, cellular component: plasma membrane; NADPH oxidase complex.
AUGUUUGAUAAGAUGAGAGAGUUGUACAUCAGCGUCGAUGACAUUGACCUUUACGUGGGCGGAAUGAUGGAGACAACGAGAAACGGACCCGGACCGCUGUUCAGGGCAAUCAUACGCGACCAGUUCUACAGGAUCAGGGACGGAGACCGGUUUUGGUUCGAAAAUAAAAAGAACAAGUUAUUUACCGCUGAUGAGAUCAAUACGAUUAGGAAUACCAGGCUGCGUGACGUCAUUCUAGCAGCGACCCCUAUCGGGCACGAUGAGAUUCAGGAUGACGUUCUAUUCUGGCAGGACGGUGAUAUGAAGGGUUGCCCUCAGCCGAAGCAACUGACAGAGGAAGACAUGGAACCGUGUACUGGUCGAACAACCCACGACAACUUCGAUGGAAACGAGGCUUCGUACAUAAUUUCCUGUAUUAUCCUCGGAAUAAUACCAAUAAUAUGCGGCGUGGCGGCGUACAUAGUCGUCAAGUACAGGGUGGAGAAGACGGCCACGAUAAAGAAGGACGCGCAGCAGAAGCCAGCAGCGAGGACUACGGCCGAGGAGAGAGCAGCAGAGUGCAUGUCGGACGUGUCUACGGACAAGUUUAAGUGCCGAGAGUGGCUCAGCAGCUUUUACGACCGCAAGGUGACGCUCCGGCUCGGUCCGGGAGAGAGCUUCUUCGUGCUGAACAGAAAGUGCGAGCGUCUGCGUCAGAUCAACCUUAACAACGCCUACAACAUCAUACUCGAAAUCAACGUCGACACGCAGGACCAGGUCGUCACCCUCGUCCGCCUACCACGUGAUCACGAUCUGGUGCUGCUGUUCAGCGGCGAGCGCAAGCGCAAGGUCUUUCUCUCGCACUUCAACGAGUACCUGAAGCGACAGGGCAAGUCGAUGGAGGUGCUGCAGUCGGAGCUGCAUCGCAUCUACGACACGGCCGAGACGAAGGAUAAGCGAGUGAAGCGUCUAGAGUGCUUCUUCAGGGAGGCGUACGCUAGGGCGAUGGGCAUCAAAAUGAACGCGUCCGUUCCCAUUGACCCCGUCGCCGAAGAUGACGUCAUGCGAACGGAAGUGACGAAGUCGGAGUUUGCAGAUGCGCUGGGCAUGAAAUCGAACUCGCUGUUCGUCGAACGAAUCUUUGCCGUCACGGACAAAGAUGGCAACGGACAGAUCAGCUUUCAGGAGUUUCUCGACAUGGUCGUGUUGUUUACUAAAGGAACGCCGUUAAACAAACUCCGAAUAUUAUUUGACAUGUUUGACGUUUCGAGGGACGGAAAACUCGGCCGUAAGGAAUUCGCCGAAAUGAUCAGGUCGUUAGUUCAGUCGACGCAAACGCAGUUCGCACGCAGGGACGACGCCGACCACCUCAUCGACACCAUGAUGACGUCAGCCGGGCUCGGUGAACAAGCGGAACUGACGUUCGACGAGUUCCGGUGCCUGCUUCAUCAACACGGGAAACACUUAGGGCAAAUCGGGUUACAUCUGAAAGGUACAAAGCAAGUUUUUGUAAUGAAGAAGCUAGGAACGAGGACUGAUAGCUUUAAAAUCGAGGACGGCAACGUGUUUCACGUCGAAGUGAAACGAUCGUUGAUCAAGAAGAAGUGGAAUGCCUUCAUCACGUUCAUGGAGGACAACAGGCAGAAGGUGUUCUACCUGACGCUAUUCUACUGCAUCUGCCUGGCUCUGUUCGCAGAACGCUACGCACAUUACUGCGUGCUGUCGGAGAACAACGACCUGCGGCGCGUCAUGGGUCACGGCAUCUGUGUGACCCGCGGUGCCGCUCACGUCAUGUCGUUCACCUUCUCGCUGCUGCUGCUCACCGUCUGCCGACACAUCAUUACGGCACUGCGCGACACCGUCAUCAAUCAGUACAUCCCGUUAGACUCGGCCCUCGAGUUUCACAAGAUCGUCGCCUGCACGUCGGCAUUUUUCACAGCCGUUCACUCUGUCGGUCACAUCAUCAACAUGUAUCACGUGACCACGCAGCCGAUCGAACAUCUGAUGUGCCUGUUCAAGGAAAUCACGUUUCCCUCGACGUUUCAACCAAACUUCGUAUACUUCCUGUAUAAGACAGUCACAGGUCUUACUGGUCUCAUACUCGUCGCUAUCUGCUACAUACUGUUUUAUCUUCGCCACGCCCGUCGUACGUCUGCGCGCCUUCAAGGCGUUCUGGCUGACGCAUCACCUGUACAUACCGAUAUACGUUCUCAUGAUCGUGCACGGAUCAGCAAAGAUGCUGGAGCGACCUCUAAUUUUACUACUACGCUCCUCGUCGCGGCGCAUCUUGUUCGUCUUAGAUCAAUUAAUCCACAUGGGGACGGCAGGAAGCUUCGCAGUAACCGCUCCGCUGAGCAGCUGGCUACGCCUCUGCUGUCGGCGGUGCGCCCGACGAGUUCGCCACUCGUUUGCAAGCGAAUCGACGUCUGGCCGCACCGAGACCCGCUGCUCUCCGUGCAGCGUGAAGCGCGCUCGGACGCAUGCGACGUGGAAGCUGGGCGAAAGUUCCGGUCGAUCCGCAGGGACGCUGACGUCAUGAACGUAUCCAGCACGGUGAACAUCUUCGUCAGCCAGUACUCUCCACACGUUCGAUCUGAGAACGAUGAUGGGCUGCCGACUUUUGAACAGAUAUUCAAGUUCGUGCGCGAGCCUAGCACGCUGGCCGGAGAUGAAACCACAGAUGCGUGUCUAGCUCGCGGUCCACCGAUACUGGACGGGCACGGCACCGACCGGCGCAUGGCGCCAUCGUCAACCGGACAGACGAGACAGCUGCCCAUGUUUCUGCACUUCUGA